UUUAAUAAUGUUAUUAUAAAGUCCACAUAUAUAUAUUUUCAUAUAUUUGUAACCAAUUGUAUAAUUGGCGCCUCUUAAAAUGUCUCGAAAUAUUAAACAAGAACUUUUUUUAUUGGAAUUUUUGGUAGAUAAGGUUAAUAUACCAUCUGUGAAAGCCAUGGAGGAGGAUAUUAUGUUGGUGAAAACGUGUAUCGAAUUUAAGAUUCUAAAUUUACCGCCAAUCGAUAUAUGCCAGGAUGCAACAGAUACUUAUUGCAGCUGCCUCGGGGACGACGGGCAGGUUUUCCGGAAGGGAAAAUCUUGUUUAUUUGCCUUACCGUGCAAUAUUCUGAAGAAACCCAUCAAAUCAUUCCCGGUUGUCAUGUCGGUCUAUAAGAAACUACCCCCAAGAGUCCUGCCGGACGUCAUGACUAUCGGCACCAACCAAAUCGAACUCCGUGACAUAAUGAAUUGCCUCCUUGAAGAAUCCUCCUCCAAGGUAGAGAAUCCCUGCAGAACACUGAAGAACAACUUUAGGAUCAAGACGGCAACCGGGCAGUGCGUCGGCGAGGUUGGCCUCUACCUACGCUUCACACAACUGGGCCGCAAAGUCGUCACGCAGUUCCAAAAUCCUCACAACAAAAAGCUUUAUCUUUUCUCAGGGGCGAAUAACAGCCCAAUUUUCCAAUGCAGGAAAGUCCCAUCCGAACUUUUGCAGAGUGACGUAUUAGAGCACUGUAUCUGCGAAAAACCUAAGUGUGGACCAAAAACUCCGGCAGUUCGAAAUUGUUGUACAGAUGGCCCGACCCUCGAUGUUAAGUCUCAUAAUUGCCCUUCUGGCGAAACUAAGAAAAAGAAGUCAAACAAGUCAAGGCCAUGCUGCUCAGGACCCAGCAAAGAACCUUCUAAAAAUGAAAACAUUGAAGAUAAAAAUGAUAACGAUGAGAAAGAAGAAAUAGAUAAGUUUGAAACAUUAAGAAAACAAAGAGAACACUGCCAGCAAGUCUGGGAGAAAUCAUGGGAAAAGAAACUCAAAGAUGAGGAACGCAUGGAGGACUACAAAGCAUGUUGUGCACCAAACGAAUUUUUUAAGAAACCAAAAAUGCAAUCUAAUAUUUGGGUUAAAGUAAAACACGAGAAAAAUAUCCAACACGUUUACAUGGCUUUUAUGUAA
Messenger RNA from Ceratosolen solmsi marchali, 1153 nucleotides. RefSeq lists its product as uncharacterized. Gene Ontology annotation, molecular function: microtubule binding. Bases 80 to 1153 code for a protein of 357 amino acids. Lineage: Eukaryota; Metazoa; Arthropoda; Insecta; Hymenoptera; Agaonidae. The record is from RefSeq and is a predicted model, not a curated record. Gene Ontology annotation, cellular component: mitotic spindle pole; midbody; mitotic spindle midzone. The transcript is spliced from 3 exons. Gene Ontology annotation, biological process: positive regulation of cytokinesis; mitotic spindle midzone assembly; cytoplasmic microtubule organization.